Molecule: messenger RNA, 1935 nt
Organism: Capronia coronata CBS 617.96
Lineage: Eukaryota; Fungi; Ascomycota; Eurotiomycetes; Chaetothyriales; Herpotrichiellaceae
Product: AGC/AKT protein kinase
Exons: 4
Coding region: 1-1935 (644 amino acids)
Biological process (GO): protein phosphorylation
Molecular function (GO): protein serine/threonine kinase activity; ATP binding
Source: RefSeq, a predicted model, not a curated record
AUGUCGUGGAAAUUGACAAAGAAACUGAAGGAGACUCACCUUGCUCCUCUCACGAGUGGAUUUGGUCGCUCAACGUCGACAUCCACCAUCAAAGGAGAGGACUCUGCCACUACGCCUACUACUCCGCAGGAUGGACCUGAACUCUCGGCGACUACUAGCAAUGCCAGCACGCACUCAACCACAGCAAAUGGUAUCGCUGCGUCCGAGGCCCUCACUUCACCACCUGUUCAGACCACGAAGCCGGGAAUCUUGAUAGUGACGCUGCACGAGGGACGAGGAUUCUCUCUGCCACAACAGUAUCAGUCGGUGUUCAACAACUAUUAUGGUUCUGGAGGCUCAGCAGGAUCCGUGAGACCAAGCUCUUCAUACACAAGUGGUUCAUUGGCAGGCUCCUAUGCACCAUCAAAUAGACCUAUGUCGACUCAUGCUGGAAUCAACGCCGCGCCCACCAUUCACGGACGAUACAACAGCAAAUACCUCCCGUAUGCGUUGUUGGACUUCGAUAAGCUGCAGGUCUUUGUGGAUGCGGUUUCAGGUACUCCGGAGAAUCCUUUGUGGGCUGGCGACAAUACAUCGUUCAAAUUUGAUGUCUCAAGGGUCUGCGAACUCAGCGUUCAGCUUUAUCUGAGAAAUCCCGCUGCCAGACCUGGUGUCGGCAGAAGUGAAGACAUCUUCUUGGGUGGUGCCAGAGUCACGCCUAGAUUUGACGAGGCUCGUCAAUAUGUCCCCGAUCCAAAGAAGAGCAAGAAGGAAAACGAGAAGGCCGAAGCCGCAUUCGCAGCUCAGGAGAAGCAGGCAGGUCAGCUGGGCACUGAAUGGCUGGACAUCCAGUUUGGCACUGGUUCGAUCAAGGUCGGGGUGAACUAUGUGGAAAACCGUCAGGGCAGUCUGAAAAUUGAUGACUUCGAGCUCCUGAAAGUUGUCGGACGAGGCAGCUUCGGCAAAGUCAUGCAGGUCAUGAAGAAGGACACCGGCCGAAUCUACGCCCUCAAGACGAUCCGCAAAGCACACAUCAUCUCUCGAUCUGAAGUCGCGCAUACGCUGGCCGAACGAUCAGUGCUGGCACAGAUCAACAACCCCUUCAUUACGCCUCUCAAAUUCUCCUUCCAGUCGCCUGACAAGCUUUACUUUGUUCUGGCAUUUGUUAAUGGCGGUGAAUUGUUCCAUCAUCUUCAGAAAGAACAACGCUUCGAUAUCAACCGAUCAAGAUUCUACACUGCAGAAUUGCUGUGUGCACUGGAGUGUCUUCAUGGCUUCAAAGUCAUCUACAGAGACUUGAAACCCGAAAACAUCUUGCUUGAUUACACUGGUCACAUCGCCCUGUGCGACUUCGGCUUAUGCAAGUUGGACAUGAAGGAUGAAGAUCGCACCAACACCUUUUGUGGCACACCUGAGUAUCUUGCCCCGGAGCUUCUGCUCGGACAUGGCUACACAAAGACUGUGGAUUGGUGGACUCUGGGUGUUCUGCUCUAUGAAAUGCUUACGGGCUUGCCUCCAUUCUAUGACGAAAACACCAACGAGAUGUAUCGCAAGAUCCUCCAGGAGCCUCUCCACUUCCCCGGUCCCGAGAUUGUCCCGGCGGCGGCGAAAGACCUACUUCAGAAGCUUCUCGACCGCAACCCUGAACGCCGGCUGGGAGCUGGCGGUGCCGCAGAGAUCAAAGCUCACCACUUCUUUGCCGGCAUUGACUGGAGAAAGUUGCUGCAGAGAAAGUACGAGCCCAGCUUCAAGCCCAAUGUGGUUGACGCGAUGGAUACCGCAAAUUUCGACAAAGAGUUUACCUCUGAGGUGCCAAAGGACUCGUAUGUCGAGGGCCCAGCCUUGUCCCAAACUAUGCAGCAACAGUUUGCCGGCUGGUCUUACAACCGGCCAGUUGCUGGAUUGGGCGAUGCAGGUGGAAGUGUGAGAGAUCCUUCGUUUGACCGGAUCCGAUAG